GUAGGUACUAUGUGGUAGCUCUUUGAUAUUCUAGGCAAUUAGGGUAGUAAACAUGGGUUCCAGCACCCGUGAGAAGGGGCAACCCACAUCUUUACACCUCCCCUCGAAAGAAGGGCAUGGAAAUAAGAGUCGUGUGCGGCAAAGACUACAUCUCCCGCCGGGCUUUGCGGCGCAGCAGUGCCUCCUUACCCAGAGCCGCAACCGCGCGUCCUUCCGCCGAGGCCCCGGAUGUAGAUGAUCUCCUUGCUUGGAGGGCGUGGCCUCCCCGUGGCGCUGAGACCUGGGGCUCUCUUAUUGGCUGUGGGCCUUCCAGCUGGAUUGGCCGCGAAGGAGGGGGCGUUGGCCAAGGCGCGCGGCGCUCUGGCGACACCCAAUCAGAAGCCUGGUCGGGCCUUGGCGGGAGGCGGGAAAGCUGCGGCUGUGGAGAUUUGGCGCGAGCGCGUCUGGGCUUUGCCGCUGCGGGUGUGUGGUUUGCUUAGGAGCUUGUCGUGGAGAAUCCCUGAAGCCGUGUGCGAGAGACAGGAAGCAGCCCGCCGAGCUGUGUUGCCAUCAUGCCUCAAACCCGAUCCCAGUCACAGGCUACAAUCAGUUUUCCAAAAAAGAAGCUGUCUCGGACAUUGGACAAAGCUAAAAACUCUAGUGACACCAAGGUAGCACUGACAAAUGUCCAGGCCACACCCCGUCCUCCUUGUGUAAAAAUUCUGCCUCUCAGCCCCAGAAAACGUCUGGGUGAUGACAACCUGUGCAACACUCCCCACUUACCUCCCUGUUCUCCACCAAAGCAAGGCAAGAAAGAGAAUGGUCCCCCUCGCUCACAUGUACCUAAGGGGCGCAGAUUGGUAUUUGACAAUCAGCUGACAAUUAAGUCUCCUAGCAAAAGAGAACAAGCCAGAGGUCGCCAAAACAAAAUUCAUUCCUCAGUUCAAAAAGGUCAAGACAUCACAACAAAUUCUGAGCAGAGAUGUCCACUGGAGAAAGAGUCUGCAUGUGUAAGACUGUUCAAGCAAGAAGGUACUUGCUACCAGCAAGCAAAGCUGGUCCUGAAUACGGCUGUCCCAGAUCGGCUACCUGCCAGGGAAAAGGAGAUGAACGUCAUCAGAAAUUUCCUGAGAGAGCACAUCUGUGGGAAAAAAGCUGGAAGUCUUUAUCUUUCUGGUGCUCCUGGGACUGGAAAAACUGCCUGCUUAAGCCGAAUUCUGCAAGACCUCAAGAAGGAAUUAAAAGGCUUUAAAACUAUCAUGCUGAAUUGCAUGUCCUUGAGGAGUGCCCAGGCUGUAUUCCCAGCUAUUGCUCAGGAGAUUUGUCAGGAAGGAGUAUCCAGGCCAGCUGGGAAGGACAUGAUGAGAAAACUAGAAAACCAUAUGACUGCGGAAAAGGGCCCCAUGAUUGUGUUGGUGUUGGAUGAGAUGGAUCAGCUGGACAGCAAAGGGCAAGAUGUAUUGUACACACUGUUUGAAUGGCCAUGGCUAAGCAAUUCUCGAUUGGUGCUGAUUGGUAUUGCUAAUACCCUGGAUCUCACAGACAGAAUUCUGCCCAGGCUUCAAGCUAGAGAAAAAUGUAAGCCACGGCUGUUGAACUUCCCACCUUAUACCAAAAAUCAGAUAGCCACUAUCUUGCAAGAUCGACUUAAUCAGGUAUCUAGAGAUUGGGUUGUGGACGAUGCUGCAAUUCAAUUCUGUGCCCGAAAAGUCUCUGCUGUUUCAGGAGAUGUUCGCAAAGCGCUAGAUGUUUGCAGGAGAGCUAUUGAAAUUGUAGAGUCGGAUGUCAAAAGCCAGACUAUCCUCAAACCACUGUCUGAAUGUAAAUCGCCCUCUGAGUCACUGGUUCCCAAGCAAGUUGGUCUUGUUCACAUAUCCCAAGUCAUUUCAGAAGUUGAUGGUAGCAGAAUGACUUUGAGCCGAGAAGGAGCACAAGACUCCUUCCCUCUUCAGCAGAAGAUCUUGGUCUGCUCUUUGUUGCUCUUGACCAGGCAGUUGAAGAUUAAGGAGGUCACUCUGGGGAAGUUAUAUGAAGCCUAUAGCAACGUCUGUCGCAAACAGCAGGUGGCAGCUGUGGACCAGUCAGAGUGUUUAUCACUUUCAGGGCUCUUGGAGGCCAGGGGCAUUUUAGGAUUAAAGAAAAACAAGGAAACCCGCUUCACAAAGGUGUCUUUGAAGAUUGAAGAGAAGGAAAUAGAGCGUGCUCUGAAAGACAAAGCUUUAAUUGGAAAUAUCUUAGCUAUUGGAUUGCCUUAAAUUCUUUUAUACUAAUGCCCCAUCUGAAAGCAUCCAGCUGGCAUUUAGAAAGCUGUGGAGUCUUCAUUUUAGUGCUUUAUACACUCAGGUCUGAAAACAAAUAUGAUCUUUUUUACAUGAAACUGGUAAAUUUUAAUCUAUAGAUUCAUGAAUAUUAGCACAGCAUAAUAUGUUUGGGUCUUAUUAUUUUUAUGCAUUAAAAAUUACUGAGUAGACCCUUUUUAAUUACAUUCACUACUUCUACCACUUCAGUGUCGCUAACCAAUAUGCUUGUAAGUAUACAGAUUAUUUUGUACAAUGUGCAUAUGUUUACCUCUUAGUUUCCUCAAACACUGGUGUAUUUUAAAGAAGUUUGAGGCUAGAGUAAGAAGAAUGAAAAAGGAUGACAGGAAAAUAAGCAAGUCCACAUGGAGAUUUGGAGGACACUUUGGUCAAAGAAUUUCUUUCUUUUUGGAGUAUACUGUGUUCAUGUUUCACUUACUUCCACAUUGUGACAUUUUAAAGACUACUUCAGUUUCUUGGGUACUCCCAAAGUUGUGGGGGUGAUAAGGAGAAUGUAAUUCUUCAGAUUGUGAAUAUAUUUAUUUUUAAGUUG
Equus quagga is the source of this 2829-nucleotide messenger RNA. It is a transcript of the gene CDC6, whose product is annotated as cell division cycle 6. Gene Ontology annotation, cellular component: nucleus. Bases 552 to 2234 code for a protein of 560 amino acids. The record is from RefSeq and is a predicted model, not a curated record. The transcript is spliced from 12 exons. Gene Ontology annotation, molecular function: DNA replication origin binding; ATP hydrolysis activity. Gene Ontology annotation, biological process: DNA replication initiation; mitotic DNA replication checkpoint signaling; cell division. NCBI's taxonomy places the organism in Eukaryota, Metazoa, Chordata, Mammalia, Perissodactyla, Equidae.